This is a messenger RNA of Molossus molossus (Pallas's mastiff bat), 6225 nucleotides long. It is a transcript of the gene ADAMTS20, whose product is annotated as ADAM metallopeptidase with thrombospondin type 1 motif 20. The transcript is spliced from 39 exons. Gene Ontology annotation, biological process: proteolysis; extracellular matrix organization. NCBI's taxonomy places the organism in Eukaryota, Metazoa, Chordata, Mammalia, Chiroptera, Molossidae. Gene Ontology annotation, cellular component: extracellular matrix. Bases 1 to 5748 code for a protein of 1915 amino acids. Gene Ontology annotation, molecular function: metalloendopeptidase activity; zinc ion binding. The record is from RefSeq and is a predicted model, not a curated record.
AUGCGGGUGGCCAAGUGGCUGACGGGGCUGCUCUACCAGCUCUCACUCUUCAUCACCAGGUCGUGGGAAGUUCACUUCCACCCCAGGCAAGAAGCGCUGGUGAGGACACUGGCCUCGUACGAAGUGGUGACCCCCGCGCGGGUCAAUGAGUUCGGCGAAGUGUUCCCUCAGAGCCAUCACUUCAGUCGGAGGAAGCGCAGCUCAGAGGCGCCGGAGCCCACGCCGUUCAGGACCCACUACCGAAUCAGCGCCUAUGGGCAGCUAUUCCAGCUGAACCUGAGCGCCGACGCGGGCUUUCUGGCCGAGGGCUACACCGAGGUGCACUUGGGAGCCCCCGAGCGCGGGGCGGAGGAACGCAGCGCGGUGUCCCCAGACUUGCGCCACUGCUUCUACCGGGGCCAGGUCAAUGCUCGGGAGGAUCACAUCGCUGUCUUCAGCCUCUGUGGAGGCCUGAUGGGAACAUUUAAAGCACACGAUGGUGAAUAUUUCUUAGAACCUAUAAUGAAGGCAGAUGGGAGUGAACAUGAAGAUGAUCAUAACAAGCCACAUCUUAUAUACAGACAGGAAUUAAAGAGGAACUAUUUUCUGCAUUCUCAUAAGCCUUGUGAUGUUUCAGAAAGUCAAAUAAAGAAGACCACUUUACCUUUUCAUAACUACAGCAAUGUGAAUGAAGAUCUUAAUAUGAAGAAGGAAGCAGUUUUAGGACACCCUUCAAAAAACAUAUCACUGGAAAAUGAAAAAAGCCAGUUACAUUCCAGGAAAAAGCGUUUUUUAUCAUAUCCAAGAUACGUGGAAGUUAUGGUGACAGCCGACACCAAAAUGGUUCAUCACCACGGGCCGAACUUGCAGCACUAUGUGCUCACUCUGAUAUCAAUUGUUGCAGCAAUCUAUAAGGACUCAAGUAUUGGAAAUCUUAUAAACAUAGUAAUUGUAAAAUUAAUUAUAAUUCAUAAUGAACAGGAAGGACCAGUCAUCAGUUUUAAUGCAGCUACCACAUUACGCAACUUUUGUUUGUGGCAACAAACUCAGAAUGUUCUUGAUGAUGCUCACCCAUCCCAUCAUGAUACUGCUGUUCUUAUCACUAGGGAAGACAUUUGUGGAGCUAGAGAGAAAUGUGACACACUAGGUCUAGCAGAAUUAGGUACCCUGUGUGAUCCUUUACGGAGUUGCUCUAUUAGUGAAGAGAACGGGCUCAGUGCUGCCUUUACCAUAGCCCACGAGCUUGGGCACGUAUUUAAUGUUCCACAUGAUGAUAGUUUUAAAUGUAAGGAAACUGGAAUCAAACAUCAAUAUCAUGUGAUGGCUCCAACUUUAAAUUACCACACAAGUCCUUGGACCUGGUCAAAAUGUAGUCAGAAAUAUAUCACUGAAUUCCUAGAUACUGGUCAUGGGGAAUGCCUCCUUGACAAACCAAAUGGGAGAAUAUAUGAUUUGUCCUCACAACUUCCGGGAUUAAUGUAUGAUGUAAACAAGCAGUGUGAACUUAUGUUUGGUCCUGGAUCACAAGUGUGUCCCUAUUUGAAACAGUGCCGGCGUCUCUGGUGCACGAGUGCAGAGGGCGUUCACAAGGGCUGCCGUACUCAGCACAUGCCUCUGGCAGACGGAACAAACUGUGGUCCUGGGAUGCAUUGCCACCAUGGGCUAUGUGUAAACAAAGAAAUGGAAUCACGUCCUGUAGAUGGUGAAUGGGGACCAUGGGGACCUUACAGUUCUUGUUCAAGAACAUGUGGAGGUGGAAUCAAAAGCACAACCAGGCUCUGUAAUCGCCCCGAGCCAAGAAACGGAGGAAAGUACUGUGUGGGCCGCAGGAUGAAAUUUCGAUCAUGUAACACUGAUUCAUGUCCAAAAGGCAAGCAAGACUUUCGUGAGAAGCAGUGUUCUGAUUUUGAUGGUAAACAUUUCAAUAUCAAUGGUCUUUCCCCGAACGUGAGAUGGCUUCCAAAGUACAGCGGGAUUGCCAUAAAAGAUCGCUGUAAGCUCUAUUGUCGGGUUGCUGGAACCACUAACUUCUACCAGUUGAAGGAUAAGGUUGCCGAUGGCACCCCUUGUGGAACUGAAACUAAUGACAUCUGUGUUCAAGGCCUGUGUCGGCAAGCUGGCUGUGAUCAUGUGUUAAACUCCAAGGCCAGGAGAGACAAAUGUGGAGUGUGUGGUGGGGAUAAUUCAUCUUGCAAGACAAUGUCAGGGGUCUUUAACAGCGCUCAUUAUGGUUAUAAUGUUGUUGUAAAGAUUCCCGCAGGAGCAACAAACAUUGAUAUCCUUCAGCACAGCUAUUCUGGAAAACCAGAAGAUGACAAUUACCUUGCAUUAUCUGACACUCAAGGAAACUUUCUUUUGAAUGGAAAUUUUGUUGUAAGUAUGUCAAAAAAGGAAAUCAAUGUACAAGGAGCUAUUUUUGAAUACAGUGGUUCCAACAACUCAAUCGAAAGAAUUAACAGUACUGAUCGGCUAGAAGAAGAGGUUGUUUUGCAGGUUUUGUGUGUGGGUAAUUUAUACAACCCUGAUGUGCGUUAUUCCUUCAAUAUCCCGAUGGAAGAGAAGAGGGACCUGUUCACCUGGGAUCCAUAUGGGCCAUGGCAAGACUGUACCAAAAUGUGCCAAGGUCUUCAUAGAAGAAAAAUGAUCUGCAUACGUAAGAGUGAUCUUACGGUGGUGUCCGAUCAAAGGUGUGACUACCUACCCCUUCCACUGUCUGUGACUGAAAGGUGCAAUACAGACUGUGAACUAAGAUGGCACAUCAUCGGCAAAAGUGAAUGUUCAUCUCACUGUGGUCAAGGAUACAGGUCCUUGGAUGUCCACUGCAUGAAGUAUUCUAUUCAUAAAGGACAAACUGUCCCGGUAGAUGACCACUACUGCAGUGACCAGCUGAAACCUCCUACUCGAGAACCCUGCCAUGGUGACUGUGUCUUAACAAGGUGGCAUUAUUCGGAAUGGUCCCAGUGUUCCAGGAGUUGUGGAGGAGGGGAAAGGUCUCGAGAAUCUUAUUGUAUAAAUAACUUUGGCCACCACCUUGCUGACAGAGAAUGCCAAGAGCGUCCCCAAGCGACGAUAGAGAAUUGCAAUGAAUUUUCCUGUCCCAGUUGGGCUACCAGUGAGUGGAGUGAGUGUCUUGUUACAUGUGGAAAAGGAACAAAGCAGCGACAGGUGUGGUGUGAACUGAAUGAAGAUCAUUUGAGUGAUGGCUUCUGUAAUCCAAGUACCAAACCUGAAUCUCUGAGGCCAUGUGAGCUUCAUGCAUGUGCUUCCUGGCAAGUAGGACCAUGGGGUUCUUGCACAGCCACAUGUGGACAUGGGUAUCAGAUGCGUGCUGUUAAGUGUGUCAAUGAGCUACUCAGUGCCGUGUUGGAUGACAGAGGGUGCCAUGGAGCUAGUCGCCCUAGUGACAGGCAGGACUGCAUGGUGACACCUUGCCCAGUUAUCCCUCAAAUUGGGGCCACUUCAUUACCAGCUGUUCCCAUGGGAAAGAUAGCGCAAUGGCGACAUGGUUCUUGGACGCCAUGCUCUGCAUCUUGUGGAAGAGGUAACCAAGCCCGCUACGUGAGCUGUCGUGAUGCUCAUGACGGAAUAGCAGAUGAAUCAUACUGUGCAUACUUACCUCGACCUGCCGAAGUCUCUGUCUGCUUCAGCCCUUGUGGGGAGUGGCAAACUGGGAAUUGGUCACCUUGUUCAGCUUCCUGUGGCCAUGGGAAAACAAAUCGACAAGUUUUAUGCAUCAAGUACCAUCAGCCAAUUAAUGAGAAUUACUGUGACCCUGAAGUUCGCCCUUCAAUGGAACAAGAUUGUAAUGUGGCAGCCUGCCCGCCUAUGUACAGCAACUUUCCAAGUUCCUCUGAGCAGCCAAACCAUUUUCCAGGCAGGAAUUUUCCACUAACUCACAAACCAGAAGAUAAUGAAAAGUGGGGGGUCCAUCCAUCCAUCAGAGGAAACCAAUGGAGAACAGGACCAUGGGGAUCAUGCUCCAGCAGUUGUGCCGGAGGUGCUCAGCGCCGAGUUGUGGUCUGCCAGGAUGAAAACGGACAAAGUGCCCAUUACUGUGAUGCUGCCUCCAAACCCCCCGAGUCCAAGCACUGCGACUCAGGACCUUGUCCACGGUGGAACUAUGGAAGCUGGGGAGAAUGUACACAAACAUGUGGAGGAGGAAUAAAGUCAAGAUUUGUAAUCUGUCAGUUUCCCAAUGGCCAACUGUCACAGGAGCAAAACUGUGAAAUCUUAAACAAGCCACCUAGCGUGGCACAGUGCCAUGUGCAUGCCUGCCCUGGUGAUGUGUCAUGGCACCGGGGACCGUGGAAAUCGUGUUCAGCUUCUUGUGGUAAAGGUUUAAAGUACCGUGAGGUGCUUUGUGUUAACCAAGUUCAAGGGAAGUUAGAAGACAAAUAUUGCAGUCAUCUACGGAGACCUCGAACUCACAAAGCUUGUAGGUCUGCCAGAUGCCCUGCAUGGAAAGCCAAACGAUGGAAGGAGUGCUCUGCGACCUGUGGCUCUGGCGUUCAGCAGAGGGAUGUGUACUGCAGACUGAGAGGCGUCGGGCGGGUGGCGGAAGAACUGUGUGACGGGUCCACACGGCCCUCUUUCCAGAGGCACUGCUGGCAUCAGGACUGCACACAGUACCAGUGGGCGGCAGGAGAGUGGUCUGAUUGUUUAGCAUCAUGUAAGAAGAAGGAGACACAUCGGCAAGUGCAGUGCAUUGAUGCACAAAACAGCCAAGUGAAUGAGAGUUUCUGUGACCCUUCCACCAGACCUCUUUCAAUCAAGAAGUGCAAGAACCUCCCCUGCAAGUAUAUUGUGGUAACAGGAGACUCGUCUCAGUGUGCUGGUAACUGUGGAUUUAGUUACCGACAAAGAAUUACAUAUUGCAUUGGGAUUCGGUCUACUGAGAGAGAUGAACUCCAUCAGCUUUGGCCUAUAGACUACAAAGAAUGCCCUGUGCUGCCUUCACCUCAGGUUUACAAAUGCGAUCUUAAGAGCUGUUUGCAUGUGGCUACUUGGAAAGUUGGAAAAUGGAGCAAGUGCUCAGUGACUUGUGGAGUUGGGAUAAUGGAGAGAAGAGUGAAAUGCAUGGCUGAAAACGGUUGGCCCAGUGAUUUAUGUUUAAAGCGUUUAAAGCCAGAUGCUCAGAAGAAAUGUUAUAUCAAUGACUGCAAGACAUUUACCAGCUGCAAAGAAAUCCAAGGGAAAAACAACAUUACCAAGGAUGGUGACUAUUACCUUAACAUUGAGGGAAGAAUAAUAAAGGUCUACUGUGCAAGUAUGCACUUGGAGAACCCCAAGGAAUAUAUAUCAUUGGUCAAAGGCGAAGAAGAUAACUUUUCUGAAGUGUAUGGUUUUAGACUACGGAAUCCAUAUGAAUGUCCUUUUAAUGGAAGCAGGAGGCAAGACUGUGAAUGUACAAAUGACUACCUGGCUGCUGGACACACUGUUUUCAGCAAAAUAAGAAUUGAUCUCACUUCUAUGCAAAUAAAAACUACAGACCUCCUAUUUGCUCAGACGAUAUUUGGAAAACCAGUUCCAUUUGCCACGGCUGGGGAUUGCUACAGUGCUGCCAGAUGCCCACAGGGACAGUUCAGCAUUAACUUGGCAGGCACCGGGAUGAAGAUAUCCGGCACUGCGAAGUGGCUUGCUCAGGGCAGUUACGCCUCUGUCGUCAUACACAGGUCACAAGAUGGAACCAAAGUCUACGGCAGAUGUGGAGGGUUUUGUGGAAAGUGUGUUCCUCACCUGACUACGGGUCUCCCAAUUCAAGUAAUAUGAACAUUCAUAAGUGAGAAGUAUGUCCCAAAGAGGAGCUGUUCUUUGGAACCUGCAAAUACCGGUGCUCAUUUCUUUAGUCUUCCUGAGAUUUCCAUGUCCCAAGUGUCUGUGCCUUUUUUAAGGGUGCUCAUCGGGGAGUCAAAUCCCCGCUUAUGUUUUUCAAGGCCUUCAAAAUAAAAACAGAUAUCUGACUCUAGUCAGGAUAUUUUUUUUAAAAGACAUAAUUUAUGGUAGAGUAUAUAGGGAUGUUUGAAUGAAUUAUACCAAGAAAAUGUUGCAGUUAACAACUUGGACUGGACCACAGUUACAGCUAUAAACACACAUGUAAAUCUCUACUCAGUAUCCCACUGUACAAUGUUUAUGAAAUGUUUAUUCUACUUGUUAAAGUAGAGCAAGUAAAGAUUAGGAAAAUGAACUUAUUUAAAACUACCAUAAACAUUUCAUGUCAGGUGAAUAGUAAAUCCAUAGUUACUUCAA